ACCAUGUGAUCUGUAAUGAGGAAGUUAGAGGCGGUGAGUCAUGGGAAGAUAGUCCUCUUCGUAACUGCUGUUUUUUUGGUGUUUGUGUUUUUACGGCCUUGACAUGUUUUACACGGAGGUCGUUCUGGGAUUCAAACUGCUCCUCUUUCUGCACGUCGUCGCUCAGUUCAGGAUUAAUGGACAGCAGAAGUGGCCCGUACCCUACAGGCGGUUCGAUCGUCGGCCUGAUGUGGACUCUUACUGUCAAGCUCUCUAUCCGUUCUGCCCCACCGGAGACCCAGAUGGACGGAUUCCCUACAUGAGAGACAGCGACACCAUCUCGGUGUAUCGGCUGCAGACUCCAGUGUGGGAAUUCAAGUAUGGAAGUUUGCUGGGAAAGUUUCACAUCAUGCAUGAUGCUGUUGGGUUCAGCAGUGCAGAAACAGGAACCAACUACACCAUGGAGUGGUACGAGCUGUUUCAGCUGGGCAACUGCACUUUUCCUCACCUCAGACAAGACGUGUACGCACCUUUCUGGUGCAACCAGGGAGCUGCCUGCUUCUUUGAAGGCAUCGAUGAUUUACACUGGUCACAGAAUGGCACCUUAGAGAAAAUUGGAGUAAUCACAGGGCAGCAGUUCAACGACAUGGCCCGCUGGGUGCAGGAGGACAACGAGACUGGGAUCUACUACGAGACGUGGGCAGUUCGGUCCGACCCCAGCCCCAACGCCACGGUGUGGUUCGAAUCCUAUGACUGUUCCCAGUUUGUCCACCGCACAUACAGGAAGCUUACAGAGCUGGGAGCCAAACUAUCCAGCCGAUCACAGACCAACUACACCAAGAUCUACCUGUACAGCGGAGAGCCCACGUACCUCGGCAAUGACAGCGCCAUUUUCGGACAGCCUGCUCUGAAAAAUCUGGCAUUGGACAUCCGUAAAUUUUACCACACAUUUAGGCCACACCAGACAUUUGCAGAUGCCAUGAUCAGUCUGCUGGAGGCUUUUGAGACGGUCGUGUUGGAAAGGAGCUUCUACCUCUACUACAACUUUGAGUACUGGCAUCUGCCAAUGAAACCUCCAUAUGUGCGGAUUACAUAUGAAGAAGUGCCUUUGCCUUAAAAUCCCAUUUGACUACUAAUUUUUUAUUUUAUUGGUAAAUAGUAUUAGCUGAAAGGCUAAUGACAACAAUAUUAACAUAAACUUCAAUGAAUGGUUAAUUUGUUUCUUCUAUUUGGAAAUGGCAGCCAAGAAAAAACGUUUCAACUAAGUUGUCACGUGACUAUGAAGUCCUUCAAAAGCUAAAUACACCCCACGAUUCAGUGGCUUGCAGAAGUAACUAGUCAUUGUUUUCUAUAUGACUUACAUAUACGUUACAUUACUGCAUCAUUACAUUAUUCAUCAGUGCACAACCUUCCUAAGGUCCUGUGUAGCCUUUUAAUCAGCUUGAUGUCUGAACUGUGGCUCGGUCAUAAUAACAAUAACAACAACAACAAAAAUUCAGCUAUUUCGUUGUAGACUUGCUGCUGUGCUUGAGAUCUCUGUCCACUUGGAGUAUGCAAUUUCAGCCAAGCUUUAGCUUAUAUUCUAGUCAGAUGGCCUCACGUUUGUCACUAGAAUACUUUAGUAUACAGAGUUCAUGGUUGGUUCAGUGACUGCAAGGUCCUCAGGUACUGUGGCUGCAAAACAAGCCCAAAUCAUCACCCCUCCACCACCGUGCUUGACAGCUGGUAUGAAAGAUUUAUGCUGAUAACACUGUUCUGUGCAUUAUGGCCGCUUUGGUCUUAUCUGUCCAAAGGACAUUGUUGCAGAACUCCUGUGGUUUGUUCUGAUGCAACUUUGCAAAGCUAAGUCAUGCUGUCAUAUUCUUUUUAGAAAGAAGAGCUGCUCACACUUGCUGAUGUUAAUCAGUUAAUCAAGUGCAUUUGAUUAGCAUCACCUAGCUGCUACUUAAACAUGUAGUCAACCCACAAACGCCACUUCUCGGCCAGGAAAAGUCCUGCUAAAUGUUUCCGAACAUUUAAACACUGGAAAGUCCAGAAGUGCUGUUUUUUGUUUUGUUUUGUUUUUUAAACUGGUAUUACAAACACAGAAUGAAGCAGGAAAUGCACUCAGCAGAUCUGUACAUAAUGCUCCUUGGUGAGAAAUACUGAAUUGAAAUCUAUUUUCUCUUGAAGAAAGUGAGGUUUUAUCCUUUAUGAUUGAAACGUUUCACAGGACUCAGGUCCUCCAAAAAACUAAGUACACCCUGAAUGCUUCCAUAGGAAUUAAGUGCGAUCAGUCCACACACAGUAAAAGCAGGGAUUCUGAGUUAGCUUAUUUGACAAAUCUGCAUUUUCCUGUUAUUUUUGGACAUAUGACCAAAAAGACUUCUUGAUAAAUAAAAGAUGCAUGUACAACCC
Messenger RNA from Pundamilia nyererei, 2376 nucleotides. RefSeq names its product CLN5 intracellular trafficking protein (gene cln5). Gene Ontology annotation, molecular function: hydrolase activity, acting on glycosyl bonds. The record is from RefSeq and is a predicted model, not a curated record. Gene Ontology annotation, cellular component: lysosome; lysosomal membrane. The transcript has 4 exons. The coding region runs from base 104 to 1096 and encodes 330 amino acids. Gene Ontology annotation, biological process: lysosome organization. Lineage: Eukaryota; Metazoa; Chordata; Actinopteri; Cichliformes; Cichlidae.